UCUUCCCUGAGGCAGCAGCCUUUGGAGACUGAGGUGAUGCAUCUCAGCAGCUCCAAGAGCAGAGUAGUCCUGGCUCCAGUGUCCCGAGGUCCUGAUGCCUGUCAGAUGACAACCAGAGCCCAGCUUGGCCAGGAUCCUCCACAAAGAACAGUGCUAGGGGUGCUAACUGAGAAUGCGCAGUACAGGAAGACCUGUGACCAGGGGAUCACAACAGUCAGGUGUUUCUCUGGAUCAGAAAAUGUCUUCCCUCAAGCUGGAAAGAAAGCACUCUCUGACUGUGGGUUCCACAUGCCAGCCAAGCAAGGAUUUGAUAUCUACAUGGACGAGCCUGAGCAAGAGGACAAAAACAGCUGCACUGGGAAAGACAGGAUGACAUUUGAGGAUGUGUAUGAAGUAGACACCAGCACACUCAAGUCAGACCUACACUUCCUGCUGGAUUUUAGCACAGUUUCCCCUAUGCUGGUAGAUUCAUCUCUUCAUUCUCAGUCUGAAGAUGCAUCAGAUUUUGGUACAGACAUAAAUGUGGCUGAAUAUGCUGAAGAAAUUCAUCAGUACCUUAGAGAAGCUGAAAUAAGAUACAGGCCCAAAGCAUACUACAUGAGGAAACAACCAGACAUCACAGAAGGCAUGAGAAGGAUUCUGGUGGACUGGCUGGUUGAGGUUGGAGAAGAAUAUAAGCUUCAAGCUGAGACUCUCUACCUGGCCGUCAACUUUCUAGACAGGUUUCUUUCGUGCAUGUCUGUUUUGAGAGGGAAAUUGCAGCUUGUAGGAACAGCAGCUAUUCUUCUGGCUUCGAAAUAUGAAGAAAUAUAUCCACCUGAAGUAGACGAGUUUGUCUAUAUAACUGAUGAUACUUACACAAAACGACAACUGUUAAGAAUGGAACACCUACUCCUGAAAGUCCUAGCUUUUGAUCUGACAGUGCCAACUACCAACCAGUUUCUCCUUCAGUACUUGAGGAAACAAGGAGUGUGCAUCAGAACUGAGAACCUGGCCAAGUACGUAGCAGAACUGAGUCUACUUGAAGCUGACCCAUUCUUGAAAUAUCUUCCUUCAUUGAUAGCUGCAGCAGCUUAUUGCCUGGCAAACUAUACUGUGAACAGGCACUUCUGGCCAGAAACCCUUGCUGCAUUUACAGGCUAUUCAUUAAGUGAAAUUGUGCCUUGCCUGAGUGAGCUACAUAAAGCAUGCCUUGAUAUACCCCAUCGACCUCAGCAAGCAAUUAGGGAGAAGUAUAAGAUUUCAAAGUACAUGCAUGUGUCUCUUAUGGAACCACCUGCAGUUCUUCCUCUACAAUAAGUUUCAGAAAUGAAGCACUUUCAGAACUUAACCUCCAGAUCAACAGAACUGCUCCUAAUUUUUAUAGGUUUCUGCAGGUUGAAUCAACUAGUGUUUGUACAAUAUAGAUGACAUAUUUUUAAAAAUAUGAAUGUAUUUAGGUUCUCUUAGAUUUAGUAGCUUGUAGAAUAGUUUUAACAUUUAAAAAAGAAUAAAUAACUUGCUUUAUG
Messenger RNA from Miniopterus natalensis, 1508 nucleotides. RefSeq names its product cyclin A1 (gene CCNA1). Lineage: Eukaryota; Metazoa; Chordata; Mammalia; Chiroptera; Miniopteridae. The record is from RefSeq and is a predicted model, not a curated record.